AUUACGGACGGUGAUUUAUCAUAUUCUUCUUCCCCAUUGACCAGACAUUUCAAAAGCGGAUUCCUUUUCUUCGUUGCAGUUUUAGGGUUUCUGAAUUCCAAAUCGGCGAUGGCCGGAGAAGCUACCAUCUUCAAGUUUCUGAGCCCAAGGCUUCGCCCACAACCCAUCGAUAUCAGUGCUGCCGCCUUGUGGGGCGUCGCUGCCGCCUCCACUGCUCUUUAUCUCGUCCAACCAUUUGAUUGGUUGAAGAAGACCUUUUUUGAGAAACCAAAGCCUGAGGAGAAGUGAACAGGGCCUCAAAUCUUGGCAAGAUUUUCGUUGUUCAUCUAUCAGGUUGCUAAUGAGGAAACCACAGAUAGAGUUGCUUGAAUAAUGCAGUUUCAUUUUUCUGAUUUACUUUCGGACAGUUAAAUGAUGAGGGUAAUUCCUGGCAGCAUUGUAUAAACUUGACUUUUCAGAUUGUAUUUUUCUCUUGUUAACUCUUGCUCUUGCUUCUGUUUUAAUGUCAAUCAGAAGAAUAAGAUUGCUCUCUCAAAUUUGAAAUUUUUUUGGGACAAUCAAAUAUGGUUGCUAAG
This is a messenger RNA of Rubroshorea leprosula, 575 nucleotides long. NCBI's taxonomy places the organism in Eukaryota, Viridiplantae, Streptophyta, Magnoliopsida, Malvales, Dipterocarpaceae. The record is from the annotation of a GenBank genome assembly.